AUGACCCUACUGUUAUCACUGCAGACCAAGGAAAAAGAAAAGGAAAUAGAGAUAGCCAUACACCGAGAUGGGGAGACACAUUUUAUCGAAGCGAUACGCAAACAGAUUGACACUGUAAACCCGGACAAGAUAAAGAAUUCGCUAGCUGUGCUCUCGGAACUCUCAGUGCGUGCCGCUGCUUUCCUGCAAAAGUGUGACUUCACGGUUACGCAGGAAACUGCCCACGAAUUUUCCAUGGAUUCAAUCAUGUACACUCGUUCUAUCGUAUCAGAGCCUUUCAGCAUGGUUCCACUGGCCGAGAGGGGCGAUUUGGCGCGCCUUGAUGUAAUGGUGUUGGCACGCGCACUGUUGCACCAAGCAUUUGCCAUUGCGAAGACAACUCCUGUACGACAGGUAUUAGCCUGGCGUCUCCAUCACUGGAUGGCGCAUUGCGUGAAGGAUGCCUUCAGGCUUGAUGUCCAUAACCAGUUCCGCUACUUCGAUAUUGCAAACGUAGUGACCGAAGUGAUGCGCAGUCCAUUCCGAUGGCAAGCUUUCUUCGCUGCGAAUCCGACGCCGCUUGCUAAUUUCCUUCCUUCCGGGUGGGAAGACCAGGGCGGGGACCGUUUCUCCUAUGGUGACCUGACUAUCCCGCCGCUCGAGGAGGAGGAGUAUGUGUCUUGGUCUAUGGAGGAUGUGGCUAGGGAGCCGGAUAGUCCGCGACGAAGUGCGCGUAUCUGCUCUUCACCGCCUAUCAUUUACGACGAGGAGAUGGACGAAGAGUUGGACGAGGAGAUGGACGAAGACAUGGACGAAGACAAGGACGAAGAGGUGCACGAAGAGGUGUACGUGGUGGACGAAGAAGUGAACCAGUGGGUGAACGAACGGGUGAACGAGCAGGUGGACGAGGAAAUGAACGAGGAGAUGGACGAGGACGUAAGCCAGGAGACAGAUUAG
Messenger RNA from Alternaria novae-zelandiae, 936 nucleotides. RefSeq lists its product as uncharacterized. The coding region runs from base 1 to 936 and encodes 311 amino acids. NCBI's taxonomy places the organism in Eukaryota, Fungi, Ascomycota, Dothideomycetes, Pleosporales, Pleosporaceae. The transcript is spliced from 4 exons. The record is from RefSeq and is a predicted model, not a curated record.